Messenger RNA from Triticum turgidum subsp. durum (durum wheat), 1329 nucleotides. NCBI's taxonomy places the organism in Eukaryota, Viridiplantae, Streptophyta, Magnoliopsida, Poales, Poaceae. The record is from the annotation of a GenBank genome assembly.
AUGACGUGGCAUGUGAGACUGACGGGUGGGAGCCCACUUUGGUCUGGGUUGGGACGAACCAGAUCAGAGAUCAGACCACACCCACGCGAACCACUCCACCACCGGCCAUCGCGCUUUUCCCAUUCCCUCGCCGCCGCCGCCGCCCCCGCCAAUCUCCUUCUCCGCGGCGCCGCCAUGCUCCGGCUCAGGUGCUGCCUCCUCACCCAGCUCCUCUCGCCUCCCUCCGCAUCUCCCGCCUCCCAGCUCCGCCGCCUCAUAUCCGCCGCCGCGCCCGCCAUCUUCCCGAACCCUAGCUUCGAUGUGGAGGGGUACCUCGUCUCCACCUGCGGCCUCACCCGAGCACAGGCCCUCAAGGCCUCGGCCAAGCUCUCCCACCUCAAGUCCCCUUCCAAGCCCGACGCCGUGCUCGCCUUCCUCGCCGGCCUCGGCCUCUCCGGCGCCGACGUCGCCGCCCUCGUCGCCAAGGACCCGCUGUUCCUCUGCGCCAGAGUGGAGAAAACCCUGGCCCCCGUCGUCGCUGGGCUCACCGGCCUCGGCCUGUCACGUUCUGACAUCGCGCGCCUCGUCUCGCUCUCCCGUGACAAAUUCCGAUGUAGAUCCAUCGUCUCCUAUCUACAAUACCACCUGCACCUCUUCGUCUCCUUUGAGAACCUCCUCCCUGCUCUCAGGCGCGGCUUAUGCCUUGUUUCGGCCGACCUCGAGACAGUGGUCAAGCCCAAUGUUGCGUUCCUUAAAGAGUGCGGGCUAGGUGAUUGCGACAUUGCCAAGUUGUGUAUCGGUCAACCAUGGCUGCUCGCCUCAAGCUUAGAGUGCGUCCGGUCAGUGGCGGCACGCGCCGAAGGUAUUGGUGUGCCCUGUGGCUCUGCGAUGUUCAGGCACGCGUUGUGGGCUGUUGCACGCCUCAGCCAGGAGAAGAUCGCCGCCAAAGUGGAGCACUUGAAGAAGAUGCUCAGGUGGUCAGAUGCUGAGGUGCGCAUUGCUUUGUCCAAGUCUCCAGGGAUGCUGAGUUUUUCUAGUGACAGGCUGCAGGGCAUCUCAGAGUUCCUCAUCUCCAAGGCAGGGCUGGAACCAGCAUACAUUGCUCAUCGGCCCGCCAUGCUCAAUUAUAGCCUGGAGGGCCGGAUCAAACCCCGGCACUACGUUGUAAAGUAUCUCAAGGAAAAUGGAUUUCUAGAUCAUGACCGGGACUAUUAUAAUACGCUCUGUAUCAGCGAAAAGGUAUUCAUGGAGAGGUUCAUAUGUCCUCACAAGGAAGCUGCACCCCACCUUGCUGAAGACUAUGCCGAUGCUUGUAGAGGGGAAGUGCCUUUCAGUUUCAGAUUUACAUAA